Messenger RNA from Lachnellula hyalina, 942 nucleotides. Its product is annotated as putative oxidoreductase. Lineage: Eukaryota; Fungi; Ascomycota; Leotiomycetes; Helotiales; Lachnaceae. The record is from RefSeq and is a predicted model, not a curated record. Gene Ontology annotation, molecular function: oxidoreductase activity. Bases 1 to 942 code for a protein of 313 amino acids. The transcript has 4 exons.
AUGACGGAAGAUAGCUCGCGAACCAGCAGCAGUGGUGCUGUCCACACCAUCAAUAGCUUUGCUAUGGGCAGACUUCAUGGCAAGAAUGCUGUAGUCACCGGAGCCGCCGGUGGUAUUGGUCUCGAAACAUGCAUCCUUUUCGCCAAAGAAGGUGCCAACGUCCUCAUGGCCGACAUCUCCGCCCCAGCCCUCGAGAAAGCAUCAGCCAAGCUCAAGCAACUCGUUCCCUCAGCCCACAAAGUUGAGACCCAAGUCUGUGAUGUCUCCAAAGAAGCCGACAUCAAAGCCCUAGUCGACCAUCUCGAUGCCUGGGGCGGCAUCGACAUCAUGUUCAACAACGCCGGCAUCAUGCACGCAGAUGACGCAGAUGCCAUCGACACCCCUGAGAAGAUCUGGGAUCUGACGCAAGCUAUCAACGUCAAGGGUGUUUGGUUCGGCUCCAAGCAUGCAAUUAUCUCCAUGCGUAAACACGGCAAGACCAGAGGCUCAAUCAUCAACACCGCUUCCGUGGUGGCACUCGUAGGCUCGGCUACUCCCCAGUUAGCAUAUACUGCUAGCAAAGGAGCCGUGCUGGCCAUGACGAGAGAGCUAGCGAUCGUGCAUGCGAGAGAGGGCUUCAGGUUCAACGCGCUCUGUCCCGCGCCGCUAAACACGCCGCUGUUGCAGGAUUGGUUGGGAGAUGACCAGCCCAAGAGACAUAGGCGUACAGUCCACUUCCCGGGUGGAAGAUUUGGUGAGGCUAUUGAGCAGGCGCAGGCGGUGCUGUUUUUGGCGAGUGAUGAAUCUAGCUUUAUCAACGGUCAGGACUUCGUUGUCGAUGGGGGCAUGACAAAAGCAUAUGUCACACCCGAGGGCCCUCCCUUGGAAGGACCAAAGAACAACGCUCUUCUAUCCGAACAAGUCGAUGCUAUUCGAGGAACUGGUGUUCCCAAGGGCCCCUAA